Messenger RNA from Bufo bufo (common toad), 3694 nucleotides. It is a transcript of the gene SRPRA, whose product is annotated as SRP receptor subunit alpha. The coding region runs from base 75 to 2027 and encodes 650 amino acids. Gene Ontology annotation, cellular component: endoplasmic reticulum membrane; signal recognition particle receptor complex. Gene Ontology annotation, biological process: SRP-dependent cotranslational protein targeting to membrane. The transcript is spliced from 14 exons. Lineage: Eukaryota; Metazoa; Chordata; Amphibia; Anura; Bufonidae. Gene Ontology annotation, molecular function: ATP hydrolysis activity; GTPase activity; GTP binding. The record is from RefSeq and is a predicted model, not a curated record.
UUACGUGACCCGACCCCGGUGUUUCUCUGACGUGUCCUGGGGCUGUGGGUGACGUGUGGUCCGGACGGUGGAAGAUGUUGGACUUCUUCACGAUCUUUAGUAAAGGCGGCAUCGUUCUCUGGUGCUUCCAGGGGGUGCGCGGCUCCUUCAGCAGCCCAGUCAAUGCGUUGCUGCGUUCCGUCAUCCUGCAGGAGAGGGGCGGCAACAACUGCUACAACCAUGACUCCCUCACACUUAAGUACAAGCUGGACAAUCAGUUUGAGCUGGUGUUUGUGGUUGGAUAUCAGAAGAUUUUAACGCUGACGUAUGUGGACAAGUUAAUAGACGACGUCCAUAAAGAAUUCCGGGAUAAAUACCGCAAUCAAAUACAUCAGAACGGCGCAUUGGGCUUAUUAAAUGGCUCUUUUGAUUUCCAGGAUGAUUUUGAUUUUCUCCUCAGGGCAGCAGAGGGGAGCAGCAAAACCCGUUCCCCAGCCGCCAUGAAGACGUUUGAACAGUCAGAGAAGUCUAAAAAGACAGUGAAGUCCAUGAUCGAGAAGCCGGGAGAGAAACCGAAGGAAAAUAAUAAAAAGAACAAGUCUUCAAAGAAAGAGAACAUUGCACCAGAGGCAGUCGCUUCGAAUAAAGUGAAGAUCAACAGCCCUGCAUCAGCUGGGGAGAAGGAGGAGCUGACCACCGAGGAGACCAUCCAGAGGAAGCGUGAGGAGUUCUUUAAGAAAAGGAUGAAGACUGGGGAAAAAGCCAGCAAAUCCCCAAAACCAGAGACUCAAAAGGAGAAAGGAAAGCAACCCCGUGUGUGGGAGCUUGGAGCGUCAAACACCAGGAAAGAGCUAGACUACAGCAAACCCACCACCAACGGUAGUGUGGAGGAGGUGGCAGCACCCGAUGACGACCUGGAAGCACUGAGAAUCCGCAGUGGUCUCAUGUCAGGAAACCCCCCAGAUGUGGAGUAUGAAAGCAGCAGUGAAGAAGAAGAAGAAGAGGAGGAGCAAGAUGUCCCUUCUGUUCAAAAUAGGGCUGCUCCAUCUGCAGCCAAGUCCAGUGCCAAGAAGAGUAGCUUUGGAGGGAUGUUUGGGAUGUUGAAGGGCCUGGUGGGGGCUAAAAGUUUAACCUUGGAUGACAUGGAACCCGUGUUGGAUAAGAUGAAGGAUCAUCUCAUAGCCAAGAAUGUAGCUACUGACAUUGCUUUGCAGCUGUGCGAGUCAGUGGCAAAGAGACUGGAAGGAAAAGUCAUGGGAACUUUCUCAACUGUGACGUCUGCAGUGAAACAAGCUUUACAGGAAUCCCUGGUGCAAAUCUUGCAGCCAAAGCGUCGUGUGGAUGUGCUGCGUGAUGUGAUGGAGUCACAGCGCAUGCGUCGUCCGUAUGUCAUCACUUUCUGUGGGGUUAAUGGAGUGGGGAAGUCCACCAACUUGGCCAAAAUUUCCUUCUGGCUGAUUGAGAACGGUUAUAACGUGCUCAUAGCGGCUUGUGACACAUUCCGAGCCGGGGCGGUAGAACAACUGCGCACUCACACAAGACGCCUUAAUUCCCUGCACCCUCCUGAGAAGCACAAAGGGCGCACCAUGGUGCAGCUGUACGAGAAGGGCUAUGGAAAAGAUGCUGCUGGAAUUGCCAUGGAGGCCAUAGCUUAUGCUCGCAAUCAGGGCUUUGACGUGGUGCUGGUUGACACUGCUGGCCGCAUGCAGGACAACGCUCCCCUGAUGACUGCUUUGGCCAAGCUCAUUGCUGUCAAUAUGCCAGAUCUUGUCCUAUUUGUUGGAGAAGCCUUGGUUGGCAAUGAGGCCGUGGAUCAGCUGGUGAAGUUUAACAAGGCCUUGGCAGAUCACUCAAUGUCGGAGAAGGCGCGUCUCAUUGAUGGGAUUGUGCUCACCAAGUUUGAUACAAUUGAUGAUAAGGUGGGUGCUGCCAUCUCUAUGACGUACAUCACCGGGCAGCCUAUUGUGUUUGUGGGCACAGGGCAGACGUACUGUGACCUGCGCAGCCUGAAUGUUAAGGCCGUGGUGGGUGCGCUGAUGAAAGCCUAAGUGAUGUCUGUGUGCGCAGAUCUCUUCAUUAGUGUUCUAUAUGCCGUAUUAUUAUCUUCUGAUGUUUACAGUCUGCUGCCUGAAUCCCUAUUGAGCUUUAUGUGCCUCAUGCUGAAGAAUGGGGGACAGAACCUAGAUAUAAACAUUUUAAACGGUCGUACUAUAGAAUACAGUCAAAUUCCAAUAAUCUGGCAUCCUCAGGAGCGCAGGAAAGUAAGAUUAUUUGGAAUUCAAAAUGAUUGGAAGUCAGGACUCACCCUAUCGCAGCUGGCACCCCAACUGUGUAGGUACCAACUCCAUGUCGAGGUGCUGAUAACUUGAGACCCAACAGGAGGCACCAACACCCCGGCAGUGGGAACACUCGGCUAUCACUAGACUCCCACAAGAUGAUGAUAUGCUCACACACAACAUUUUUAGGCAGUGCCUGUAGCAUCAUGGUUGGCCAGCAGGAGGCGCUGACCAAAUGCAUCAUUAUAUUGCUGCUAAAUUUAAAUCUGCAAUCUCUUAAAGGGGUCUUCUGGUUUUAUGUGAAUAAACCUUUAUCGUGUAAUAGAAGUCUCUAGAACUUUUUAAUAGACUGUUCUAAUUCUCCAUUUUUUUUAAUCUCAGCAUGCUGAGAGAUCAAAAUUGUUUUCCAGACGUAAUACAUCUCACAGCAGAGGGUUUGUUGUAUUAUAACCAGUCUAGACCAUCUUAUACGAGCUGAAAAGCUCUCUUGCCUGCACGCAUACAUUGUACUAACUGUUAGGACAGAAAAGAUCUCAUGCGUUUAGAUCACAAAGGCUUGUAUAGACUGAUACACUGCAGCAAACACUCUGCUAGUAGUAUAAGCUCUGUAGAGUUUUCCAGCCUUUUUGGAAGUAAAUAAAUGUUUUAAUCUAGUGAAGGCAAGCGAGGAUCUUCAAAAUGGGAGGAAAAAAUGUAAUACGAGACACGCAAGAAGGUUGUGGACUGCUUCAUUUACAUUUUACUGGAGGACCCCUUUAAGUUUUCCUGUCACUUGCCCAUAAUGGAGGCUGCCCUUUUGUGAGAUCAAUAAAUAGCACUGUACUAAGAACUAGUCAACUGGCCGAGGCACAAGGCAAUUUGCUCCUCGUGCCUCGAUGAGCAGCAGUUCUUAGUACAGUGACAGCAGCUGGCUGCCUCCAGGGGGCGCUUGUGUUCAGUAUAUUACUGGCCACAGAUCUCUGGGUUCAUGCUUGUCUGUCUAUGUAGGAGGCCCAUAUCCUCACCUUCAGAACCGUUCUGUAUGUUCUGCUACCAUCCUGCUCCAUUCAGAUGGGGAACCUGGUUUAAAGGGUAACUAAACCAUUGUUGAAAACACAAAGGCACACAAGUGCUGCCCACAGCACUCUGCCACCUUGCCUUUCAUCAACGUUACUCGGCUUUUCGAGCGUGUGGCAUAUGGAUCUAUUAUAUUUUCCAUGGUUCUGAGCUCGAAAAGCCAAGCAGUUAAUGAAGGCCAAAGGAGCAGCAGGAGAGCGCUCGGAACAACGCUUCUGCAUUUUUUAUUUAUUUAUUUUUUAAUGAAAAGGUUUAGAUACCCUUUAAUGACACCUUGUUCCGCAUACUCUAGUGGCGCCAUGUUCUGCUGACGUGCAAUAUAUGGAUCAGUCUAGUUAAUGAGAGUAAAACCUAAUUUAUAAGAGAAUAAAUUUCUUAAAUAA